Molecule: messenger RNA, 798 nt
Organism: Pseudomassariella vexata
Lineage: Eukaryota; Fungi; Ascomycota; Sordariomycetes; Amphisphaeriales; Pseudomassariaceae
Exons: 5
Coding region: 1-798 (265 amino acids)
Biological process (GO): mycotoxin biosynthetic process
Source: RefSeq, a predicted model, not a curated record
AUGACGUCGAAACAACACAAGUUCGAAAACAUGGCUCUGGAUGACCCGGACGACAGAUCCAGCACAGAGGUGGAGGAUUCAUUAAUGGGUAGAGAGAAGCAGUGGCAACUCGAGGGGCUUCCAAGGUCAGCAGGGAACUCAAGAAGAACCCGGAUAUGUGCUACCCUGAAUUCGUAUCGGUGGAUGAUCGACACGUUCUUGCUGCUCCUCAUCCUCGGCCUCGUCGUUCGAGGGCAACUAAGGGAAACCCCACUGAGCCCAUUUGACUUCAACGGCGAUCUGACGGGUGUCGGGCCGAGAUUUUCUCAACAAAUAAAGACAUUCAAGCCUGACUACGACUUCGCACCGCAGAACGUCUCGGAAUUUUUCACCAAUGAGACUUUGGAUAAGUGGAACGAGAUCCUCCCUAAGGGAAUGGGAUUCCAGCUAGUCCAGGAGCCCGAAAAGUACCACGACCUGCCCACUCCGAUCAUUUGGGACGAAGGUACGACCGUGUUCACCACGUCGGUCACCCACCAGUUGCAUUGCUUGUGGGCCAUCGUACAAACAUACUCGGGGUUGAAGUCUAACCACACAUUACCCGACGACCACCACUGGCACAUGAUCCACUGCUUUAGCUACCUGCGCCAGACCAUCAUGUGCUGCGCCGACACCGCCAUCGAAGGUCUCGAGACGACGUUCCCCGACCACAACGGCGGCUCAGACGGUUGGGACUCAAAGCAUGUAUGCAAGGAUUACGGUCAAGUCAAAGCCUAUUUGGAGAGCGUACGCGCAUAUGACGCCCAAGAGAUCUUCUAG